AUGAAUAAAAAGCUAAGCUUUAAAAAGACCUUGGAAGCUAAAUUGAAGAACUCGCAAGUAGCUGCAAAGAAGAAAGCGAUCAGCCUAUUCACAGCAAUGUCAGUGGCUCAUGCCGACAACAAUGAAGACAAAGAGUCAAACACUGGAGACGUUCAUCAUGUCGAAAAGGCCCUUCCCGGAGGCGACUUUUAUACAGGCCAAUGGUAUAAGAGUUUGCCCCAUGGCAAAGGCAACUACCUAUGGACUGAUGGUUGUAUGUACGUUGGUGAAUGGUUUAAAGGCAAGAUUACAGGGAAAGGCAAGUUUUUCUGGCCUUCCGGUGCCACUUACGAAGGAGAUUUCAAGCAUGGUUUCAUGGAUGGUAAAGGGACAUUUACAGGAACUUCAGGGGAUACUUAUGAAGGGUCUUGGAUUAUGAACUUCAAACAAAGUGAAGGGACUUAUAGUUAUCCCAACGGGGAUCGCUACGAGGGCGAAUGGCGCCGUGAAUACCAGGAAGGACACGGGAAUUACUGGUGGAAAAACGGGGACCGUUACGUCGGUCAAUGGAAGAAAGGGUUGAUGAAUGGCAAUGGGACAAUGAUUUGGACCAAUGGGAAUAGGUAUGAAGGGGCUUGGGAGGAAGGUUAUCCUAAAGGGAGUGGGACUUAUACAUGGCCCAAUGGGAGUUCUUAUGUUGGUGUAUGGAGUAAAGAUAGUACAGAACAUAAUGGAACUUAUCAUCCUUCUGAUUCUCAGACUAAGAAUCUAGAUUGGGAUCCUCAACAGGUGUUUUCUGAAGAUUUAAAGGACUGCAAGAUAUGUCCUUGUGAGAAAAUAUCGAUCAUGCCAUCCGAAAAGAUGCCGAAUUGGACCGGAACGGCCCAAUACAAUGGUAGGAAGCAAAGAAGGUCUGAUGAGAGUUUAAGUAGGUAUAGUUUCAGUGAUUUCGAUGGUUUUUCUUCUGCAAGUGAAGAAAACUCGAAGAAUGGCGAUGAAAGCGGAGGAAAUAUUAAUUCCGAAGGUCCGGAGACGAAAACGAUUUCUCCACAGCUUGUGUUGUUAAUGAAGAAGCAAGGGCGGACGAUAUCCAGGGGACACAAGAACUAUGAACUCAUGCUUAACUUGCAACUUGGUAUCAGACACUCUGUUGGAAGACCUGGUCCGCCUAUAACCAAUGAAUUGAAGUCUUCAGCAUUUGAUCCUAAGGAAAAAGUAUGGACCAAGUUUCCGCCGGAAGGAUCGAAGUACACUCCAUGUCAUCAAUCUUGCGAAUUCAGAUGGAAGGAUUACUGUCCACUUGUAUUCAGGACCCUCAGGAAAUUGUUCGAUGUCGAUUCAGCGGAUUACAUGCUUUCGCUAUGCGGGAACGACGCCCUUCGGGAACUAUCAUCCCCUGGAAAAAGUGGAAGUUUUUUUUACUUGACCAGUGAUGACAAAUACAUGAUCAAGACAAUGAAGAAGACAGAAGCAAAAGUUCUUAUAAGAAUGCUUCCGGCCUAUUAUAUGCAUGUUCGGUCCUUCAAGGACACUCUAGUUACCAAAAUUUUCGGUCUGCAUUGUGUGAAAUUAACCGGGGCAGUACAGAGAAAGGUUCGAUUUGUUAUAAUUGGCAAUCUGUUUUGUACCGACUGUGCCAUUCAUAGGCGCUUCGACUUGAAAGGUUCUUUCCAAGGUCGAACAACGGCUAUACCCGAAUCAGAAAUCGAUCCAACAACAACCCUCAAAGACCUCGAUCUCAAUUACAUAUUUCGAUUGCAGAAACUGUGGUUCCCAGAGUUCUGCAGGCAAGUUGAAAUAGAUUGCGACUUUCUCGAAAGAGAGAGAAUUAUGGAUUAUAGUUUGCUGGUCGGAUUGCACUUUCGUGAAGCUCCUCUGCUAUCUCAAGCUAGCAAUGAUCAGCUUGUUAUCGACUCCACAAGGCGGUCUUCCGAUAGGUUAGGUAUAAAAAUAGCUGCUCGAGCCGAAAAGACGGUGAGAAAAACCGAUUGUCAACUGAUCGGAGAACCAACUGGUGAAACAUGUGAUGUCAUUCUCUUCUUUGGUAUAAUAGACAUUCUACAAGACUAUGAUAUCAGCAAGAAGCUUGAGCAUGCGUAUAAAUCAGUGCAAUACGAUCCGACUUCGAUUUCCGCUGUUGAUCCGAAGCUAUAUUCGAAACGCUUCCGGGAUUUCAUUUUCAAAGUUUUUGUACAAGACACUUGAAAAUGUCAUGAUCUUCAAAAGAAAUUUCGCUCGGAGCCGGUGUCCGUUUAUGUACAUUGAUUGUAUUCUGGAGACGUGAGUGGUUAAAAGCAAAAGUUUGCGACUUCUGUCAUUGACAUGGCCAUGGAGAACGAUUCGUGGCGGCGCCAGACACACCCCCUUAAUCGAGGGUUAGUUUCUUCUACUGCAGAUAUAUAUGUUAUUGACGAGAGUUUAGGUUAAGAUUGUAAACAUUGUUAUUAAGGUUGUUUCAAAUGUAAAAUAAUUACAUUCUUUUGUAUC
Hibiscus syriacus is the source of this 2466-nucleotide messenger RNA. RefSeq names its product phosphatidylinositol 4-phosphate 5-kinase 6-like. Gene Ontology annotation, biological process: phosphatidylinositol metabolic process. Gene Ontology annotation, molecular function: ATP binding; 1-phosphatidylinositol-4-phosphate 5-kinase activity. Lineage: Eukaryota; Viridiplantae; Streptophyta; Magnoliopsida; Malvales; Malvaceae. The transcript is spliced from 7 exons. Bases 1 to 2184 code for a protein of 727 amino acids. The record is from RefSeq and is a predicted model, not a curated record.